GGAGUGGUUUACGGUUGUCAAAUAAUUGUUAAAAAAUUGGAAUUGAUUGAAGUUUGAAUGAGUUUUGCGAAGGAAAAUAACUUUUUGAGGGUAGUUGAGUGAUUUUAAUGACAUAGCGAUGAAUUUUAUAAAACCCUUACCGCCAUGUUUCUUUCUUUUUACCAAUCGAGGCGAGAAACAUCAGCGAGGCUCGAGGAUUUAUACAAAAUGGAGGAGGAAGAAAUUGUCAUCGGCGAAAUGGAUGCUGACCAUCCAAUUUUGUUCAUACCUAAACACUUAACCACGCUCGAAACGAACUGUGCAGUAUCUGAUAACGUAUUUAUUGACUUGAAUAUAACGUCUGCGGACUCAGAGGGAAAUGUGAUGAACGUAUAUUCUGGGUUUUGCAACGUUAAAGUCAUAAACAGUUAUGAUGUUGAUGAUAACGAUGGCGAAAUGAAUUAUCUAUCCGAUUCGGAUAAUGUAUUGGGUGAAAUCACACUACCCGACUCGAAUGAUAGCAAUGAGACUGAAAUGUUGAUAGAUCCAACAUAUAAUCCAUAUGUUAGUGGUGCCAUGGAAGCUGAGAACUACUCCAUUUACCAGUCUCAUAGAGAACACAUCACAGUGAGACAACACAGAUCUUAUCUAAAGAGAAAAGUGAACAACUACAGUGAAUCCAUGCAGUAUGCUCAAUUCAUGGAGUUUGAGCACACAAAGUUUAAACAGGUGAAAAUGAGCAAUGAAACAAAUCCACAACACGUUGAUCCCAGUUUAAACGACCAACUCGAGUGUGGAUUGUUUCUAACGCAGUUACCAGAAGAAAUAAGGCUAGCCAAUGAGAACCGAGCUAGAGAGGAGAGGAAAUACAUAGAUUUACCCAGCGAUAAUGUCGCCAUCAAGCAGCUGAUGUCCUCGGAAGUGCAGGCCAUGCCCCGGACGCAACACACCAUUAUGUUGCUUGGAGACAAUUCGCAGAAUGGACAAACCAUUCAGACUAUGGCGAUAAAUGAUCCACGGGUUAAGUGCCUUAAGAGUUGUGCUAGUGAUUUUGCUGGUAACAAUCUGCGUCAAAAGAAAUACCAGUGUGAAAAUUGCAAACAACUAUUCUAUCAGAUAUCAGCAUUCAGACAGCAUAUACAAGGCAUACACACACCAAACUCUCAGAACCCAGACGGGCCGACAAACAAUGGUGUGGGCUUCAUAUGCAUCGAAUGCAAUAAAAGUUUCAAAAGUCGCGAAAAGUUCGAAACACACUGCCUCGGCCACGGCAACCCAGAUGUAGAAUGCAGUCAAUGCAAAAAAGUCUUUGCAUCCAAAACGACUCUUCAGAACCACAUGAAAAUACAUUUAAGAAAACAUAAAUGCCCGUACUGUAGAAAACGUUAUCAAAAAUUCGAAGACUUGACAGCUCAUUUGGAGCAGGCUCACCUUGUUUCUAAAUGCGAUGUUUGUAAUUUUUCUUCAUCUACAUCAGCAUUGGAGAAACACAGAGACGAACAUAAGUUGGAUGGAGUGCUAGUUCAGGAACCUGACUUCGAAGCUUCUAACUCUGAAGACAUUCUGUCACUGAAUGACUGGCCCGCUAGUGCUGUAGACUACAGCGUGCCCUAUGUGGAGAGCAGGCAUCAUCAUGAUUCUGGAAUAGCUCAAGCAACGAGCAAUGAAUUGUUCCUGCGAGACGCCAAUAAAGCGAAGAAAUGUAAGACAAAGAGAUGUAACAUAUGCCUAAAAACUUUCGACCGCCUUAGUGAUUUGAAGCGUCACCUUAUCGAGCACAUCGUUCGGAGCAGCCUGGCGAAGAACCCCUCCGACGACUCCGGGAUCCUCUGCAUCAACUGCGACAUUUGUCAGAGCCAGACCUUCUCCCGCAUCGACGAGUACAAGGCCCACCUUCGCGAGCACGCCAAGCUAACCACCUACAAAUGCACGAUCUGCGCCAAAACCUUCAGCGACUCCAGCAACUUCUCCAAACACAAGAAAGUCCACGGUAACAAAUACUUCCAAUGCGACAUGUGCAAGCGAAAAUUCAACUCCAAAAGAACUCUAACCCAACACAUAGAGUAUCACAUCAAAAACGCACCAUUAAAAUGCAAUUAUUGUGACAAAGAAUUCUACUGCCAGUCGUCACUAAACAAACACAUAAAAUUAGCACAUAAGUGCAGAGUAACCCGCUACAAAUGUACGAUCUGUGAUGAUCUGCUAGACUCCUUAAAGGAGAAAUGGGACCACGAAUGGAUGGUACACAAAAUCAGGAAAAUAGUUGUGGACUGUCUACUCUGUGGGGAGAAGUUCAGAAAAUAUUCUGAACUCAAACGACAUUGUAAAUUGUUCCACGAAAUAGAAAUCCCACCGGCUAAGAGGCUGUUGAAGAAACGCAAGGCUCGUAAAUAAGCUUUUUCAUUUUUGGGUCACAGUUCAGAAAAUAUUGUGAACUGAAAUAUUGUAACAAGUGUCGCGUAGUGAAAAUUAAGCUGUUU
This is a messenger RNA of Maniola jurtina (meadow brown), 2459 nucleotides long. Its product is annotated as PR domain zinc finger protein 5-like. Gene Ontology annotation, biological process: regulation of DNA-templated transcription. The transcript has 5 exons. The record is from RefSeq and is a predicted model, not a curated record. Bases 145 to 2373 code for a protein of 742 amino acids. NCBI's taxonomy places the organism in Eukaryota, Metazoa, Arthropoda, Insecta, Lepidoptera, Nymphalidae. Gene Ontology annotation, molecular function: DNA-binding transcription factor activity, RNA polymerase II-specific; RNA polymerase II cis-regulatory region sequence-specific DNA binding.